GGGGGAUGGGUGAAUUCUGAAUCAGUGUGUAUAUAACGGUAAGCAAUUUUCAGACCUCCAGUUCCAUUAGCAAGCUGUGAUUGUGAUAUGAAGAUGCAGAAGUCUGUCUCUGUCGUUCCUCUACUGUUGCUCCUCUGCCUGUGUGGACUAGGAGUCACCAAAGGUCAAGGGGUAGAGGUCACUAAAGCUGUAGAUUUCAAGACAGAAUUCGAGGUCAAAACACCAGCAGACGGAAAGGCAGAUGGACAGACUGACCUCUGGGCUGAGCUGAGAGACAUGGUGGUGGAACAGAGAGUGGAAAAGAGAGAGGCUGUCACUCAAAGUCAACUGGAGGACUCAAAGACUCAGAAUUCAGAUCUCCAGAAUCAAAGCGUCAGUCCACCAGCUGAAUACUCAGUCAGACUGGUGAAUGGGACCACUUCCUGUUCUGGGACAGUGGAAGUCUUCUAUGAAGGAGAGUGGUUAAGUAAAUGUUAUGGGUGGUGGAGCAUGAUGAAAGAGGUUAAGAUGUUGUGUAAAGAGCUGAACUGUGGGAAUGUUGUAGCUGAAUCUAGAGGACCUCAGUUUGAAACGGGAAGAGGAAUAGUCACAAUAUAUAGUAUGUGUAGUGGAGAUGAGUCUUCUAUUGGACAGUGUGUCAUCACAGGAGCACGUACUGUCUGUAAUCGUGGAUAUUAUCAUCAUGUGACCUGUUCAGAGUCUGUGCGGCUUGUGGAUGGAUCUGGUCUCUGCUCUGGGAGAGUGGAGGUGAAGUCCAAUCAGUCCUGGGCCUCAGUGUGUGAAGCUGACUUUGACCGGCAGGAUGCAGAGGUAGUCUGUAGGGAGCUUGGCUGUGGGGCUCCUACAGCUCUACAGGGGGGGCUCUAUGGAGAAGGUGAGGGUCAGACCUGGGAUAAAGAGUUCCAGUGUAAAGGCAAUGAGUCCCUUCUCCUGGACUGUGACACCUCAGACAGAAAAAACAACACCUGCCUACCUGGUUAUGCUGUUGGACUCACCUGCUCAGAGCCUGAUGAUGUGAGGCUGGUGGGAGGAGGCAGUCGCUGUGCUGGUAGAGUGGAGUGGUACUACCAGGGAGAGUGGAGGACUGUGGGAUCCUUUGGCGGGCGGUAUACAUCUGCAGUAGUGUGUAGACAGCUGGGUUGUGGCUCCACUGUUUCAGUACUACCUGGAAACACCACUAGAGGGUUUAGAGUUGACUGUGAAGGGGAUGAAUCUGCACUGAGGGGAUGUAUAAGAAGUCAUCGUCUCCUUCCUGGAUUCACAGUGAUCUGCUCAGAUCUCUUUGUCCAGCCUGAUAUCUUCCUGACUGACUCAAUGGGAGGGGUCUUCAGGGGCCCGGGGUGUUCAGGGGCUACAGCUUCAACAUCACUUGCUCCACUCAGCCACAGUACCCAGGAGGCUCCUUCCUCCUCACGUUCACCGGCUCCAACAGAACCCAGAUCCAGCCAGCUGUCAAUCACUCUGCUGCCUUCCUCUUCCCUGCUGCAGAUGACUCCCACCAAGGGAACUACAGCUGUGUUUAUGACAAUUAUGUUUUCUCUCAUAACUUCUCCUCUGAGAGUGAGCUCCUCCCCCUCGCCAUCACAGCCUCUCCUCUGCCAGCCUUCAUCAUCAGACACGUUGUAGUGCUGCUGAUCCUACUGACAACCAUCACCACCUCCUACCUGUACUACAAGGUAAAGACAUU
Molecule: messenger RNA, 1687 nt
Organism: Oncorhynchus nerka (sockeye salmon)
Lineage: Eukaryota; Metazoa; Chordata; Actinopteri; Salmoniformes; Salmonidae
Product: CD5 antigen-like
Exons: 7
Coding region: 88-1626 (512 amino acids)
Biological process (GO): zymogen activation
Cellular component (GO): plasma membrane
Molecular function (GO): serine-type endopeptidase activity
Source: RefSeq, a predicted model, not a curated record